Molecule: messenger RNA, 2574 nt
Organism: Capsicum annuum
Lineage: Eukaryota; Viridiplantae; Streptophyta; Magnoliopsida; Solanales; Solanaceae
Product: pentatricopeptide repeat-containing protein At3g62470, mitochondrial
Exons: 1
Coding region: 320-2317 (665 amino acids)
Molecular function (GO): protein binding
Source: RefSeq, a predicted model, not a curated record
CAUAUCAUUCAUUAUAAUGUAAAUAUAUUUAUAACAGCAUGUCAGUUUUAUACGUAUAAUUUAGGGAUGAAAUAGUACAUUUUAUCUAUUUUAUAUAAACUUGACAUGCUCUUUGAUAGUGUGGAAUUGCAGGUCAACAUAAAUUUCUUACUAGAAUAACGUACAAAUAAAGUUGCAGGAGGUGCAACUCUCAGACGAUCAUAAUUUGCCCUUUCAUUUACUACAAACACCAAAUCUGGCCGCUGCAAUCUUGCAAAACAAAACCAGCACAAAAAUCCCAUCUUGGUGACAAUUUUUUCCCACUUUCAAUGGACUCCAAAUGUCAAUUUCCAUGAGAAAUCUUGAAAAAGUUUCAAUCUUUAAACCUUCUGCACGCUCAAUUCCCCUACUCAACUUCAGUGGCCAACUCUUCCAUGAUGGCCAACACCAAGCUUCCAGCCUUCAUGGAAGAUUUAGAAGAGGAGAGAAAACAGCCUUCUUUCUUGUUGGUAGCUCUUUGCCCUUGUCUCGUUUGUUUCAUUCUUUUGCUUAUUGUACUAUCCGUCUUUCUUAUUGUCAAGUUUCAUCUCUUUUGCCACACCCCACUUCACUCUUUACUUUUCAAGAAAAGUUGCCAUUGAGUCUUUUGCCAAAAGGGUGUUUUUAUUUUACACAUAUUCAUCCAGAUGUUAAGUGUUUGGAGUUGAAUUCUAGGCAAGAGAAGUUGGCAUUCAGUAAUCCCAGAAAGAUUUGGCCUUUUUCAUCAAAAGGGUGUUUUUAUUUUACUGGUAUUAAUCCAAAUGGGAAGUUUCUGGAGUUGAGUUGUAGGGGAUAUUGUAGUUGUGUAGACGAUAAUGGUGAAUUAGAAAGUGAUAAUGAUGUUGAAAGUGAGAGUGAUGAGAGGGUGGAGUCGAAGGCGGAUCCUAAAGAGGUGGAUAGGGUGUGUAAGGUUGUUGAUGAAUUGUUUUCGUUAGAUCGGAAUAUGGAGGCUGUUUUGGAUGAAUGUGGGGUCAACUUAAGCCACGAUUUGGUAGUAGAUGUGUUGGAGAGGUUCAAGCAUGCUAGAAAGCCAGCAUUCAGAUUCUUUUGUUGGGUGGCGCAGAGGCCAGGUUAUGCUCAUGAUUCAAGAACUUAUAAUGCAAUGAUGUCAAUACUUGGAAAGACGAGGCAGUUUGAGACUAUGGUCUCGGUUCUUGAAGAAAUGGGGGAGAAAGGUUUGCUUACAAUGGAGACAUUUUUGAUCUCCAUGAAAGCAUUUGCUGCAGCAAAAGAGCGGAAGAAAGCCAUUGGGAUGUUUGAGUUGAUGAAGAAGUACAAGUUUAAAGUUGGGGUGGAGACAAUCAAUUGUUUACUUGAUGCCUUGGGAAGGGCAAAGCUUGGGAAAGAAGCACAGUUGAUGUUUGAGAAAUUGGAACACAGAUUUACACCAAAUUUACAAACAUAUACGGUUUUGCUCAAUGGUUGGUGUAGGGUAAAGAAUCUGAUGGAUGCUGGUAAAGUGUGGAAUGAGAUGAUUGAUAAGGGUUUUAAGCCUGAUAUUGUCGCCCACAACACGAUGCUGGAAGGACUGUUAAAGUGUAAAAAAAGGUCUGAUGCAAUCAAGCUGUUUGAGGUUAUGAAAGCAAAGGGUCCGUUACCUAAUACAAGAAGCUAUACAAUCUUGGUAAGGGAUUUGUGUAAGCAGGGUAAGAUGAAUGAAGCAGUUGCCGGCUUUGAGGAAAUGCUUAGUUCCGGAUGUGAAGCAGAUGCUGCAACUUUUACCUGUUUGGUAACAGGCUUUGGAAAUCAAAAGAGGAUGGAUAAAGUUUUUGCAUUGCUGAGGGAGAUGAAGGAAAAGGGAUACCCACCUGACGCACGACUGUAUAAUGCACUGAUCAAAUUAAUAAUAAAUCGAAGAAUGCCAGAUGAUGCGGUUGUUUUAUAUAAAAAGAUGAUCCGGAAUGGAAUUCAACCAACUAUUCACACUUAUAAUAUGUUGAUGAAAUCAUUCUUCAUUACAAAGAACUAUGACAUAGCUCACGCAACUUGGGAGGAAAUGAGACUGCGGGGUUGCUGUCCUGAUGAGAAUUCUUACACUGUCUUCAUUGGAGGGCUUAUACGGCAGGGACGAUCUAUGGAGGCUUGUAAAUACUUGGAGGAAAUGAUAGAUAAAGGCAUGAAAGCACCUCAACUUGACUACAAUAAAUUCGCGGCCGAUUUUUCUCGGGCUGGUAGACCUGAUAUACUGGACGAGCUGGCUAAGAGGAUGAAGUUCUCUGGGAAGUUUGAGGUGUCAAGUCUCUUUGCUAGGCACGCUGAGAUAUUGAAGAGUAGAUUAAAACGCAGGGAUCCCAGCUGAUUUGCAAUGCGAAUAAAUUCUCUCUCCUGGCCGUGGUAUUUUAUGUUCUCGAUAAUGCAGAUGAGAGGAUCACUUAAUCAACCAGUAGCAACUUUGACUAUUAUCAAUGACAAAAGGAGCGUCACUAUUUGUUCUCAGAAUAUCAUGCAAGGUCUGAAUAUGAAAACUGAUUCUUAUUCCAGCUGUAAAUUCCUCGUCAUUGAACAUCUUGUAUUUCGUAUGUUUACCUGGUCAAUCAUUUGUCCUUUUGGCAUUCA